Molecule: messenger RNA, 3865 nt
Organism: Rhinichthys klamathensis goyatoka
Lineage: Eukaryota; Metazoa; Chordata; Actinopteri; Cypriniformes; Leuciscidae
Gene: map3k14b
Exons: 15
Coding region: 147-3596 (1149 amino acids)
Biological process (GO): protein phosphorylation; positive regulation of canonical NF-kappaB signal transduction
Molecular function (GO): protein kinase activity; ATP binding
Source: RefSeq, a predicted model, not a curated record
AACACUGUUACCAUUCAGCUGAAGCCAUACAAGAGCUGAAAACAAUAUUCAUCAUCGGCCAAGUGUGUUUGACGAAGGAAGAAACUUAAGUUUGCUGAUUUCCAGAACCCUGUCCUGGCUGAUUCUUCUGUUGAGGCGACAGAGGAAUGGCCAUACCGAGCAUGUCUCGCUCCAUCAGGCUUACAGAUGUUUCUACACUGCUUUAUCUGGAUGAAGGGACCUCGACGUCAGGCACGGAGUGUGGAGAGGAGUCUGAUCUUCAGCCAAGAGCUUUAAAGGAGCCUCAGACAGUGCGUGUAGAAGACACUAGAAUAUCAAACAUCAUGCCGAAGGGCGAGGAAUAUCAAACGUCUGGCUUUACAAGUACAGAAGACAACAAUAUCCAGUCGUGCAUCAGCAACAGGUCAGAUGACUCCAGUGAGAGAGAGGAGAAAGUUACAUCCCGCUGCUUCAGGAAACGUCACAGGAAACACAGAACGGAGAUUGAAGACAUGAAGAAAAGAAGGGAAACAUGUAGAAAAGAGAGAAUGAGAAGAAAUGCUCCUGUCGAUUUUGACCACAAGAGCUUCUCAACACCGGACCGUUUAUCCCAAACCCGGCAGAUCUCUCAAACUCCAGAUUUCCAUGUGUGGGAAUGUCCUCAGGAUGUAGGUGCUUCCCGUUUACGUCUUCACAGGCUGGAAGUUGACUCACCUUCUACCAUUGAGUCUCGCAGCUCGAUAUCUAGCGGUGUGGAACCAAACUUUGACUCUGAGUUUAUUUACGCUGAGAGCAUCAAGGGAUGCGACUCUUCUUGUUACACUACUCCAGUGGACUGUAAUACUCCCAAUACCCUUGUCAAAACUGAUAUAUGCAAUGAACAAGACCCUGUAUCUGUCUUAAAAUGCUUCGACAAAGAAUCUGAAGGCUCGGAUUGUGAUUUGUACGUCUCGAGUAACGUGCCUGGUUGCAGUAUAGAAGCUACAGCAGGUUCUGGAUAUUCCUGCUAUACUUCCAGGUUGAAAGCUGAUCGUUUUAGGUCUUUCAUAGAUGAUUUUGACUUUAAUUCGACUUGUAUUUACACGGACUGGGACAGGAGAGCCGGCAGCACAGAAACCGCCCACCGUUGCAGUCUAAUCGAGGCGGAGUGGGGUUCAGCUUCAUCUAGAUGGAGCUACAGCUCUGAGAGUUCAUGCUACACCACAGACUGUAACACAGACAUACAAACAAGCAGCUCAGAUUCAGACAGCUGUGGUUUAGAGGGUCUUGGUGACAUAAGAUUCCCAGACGGAUGCCCUGAAGUGUUUUUGCCAGGUUGUUUUGAUGCCCUAGGUGCAUUUAAAGACAUCUGCAUUGACACAGAGAGCAAUUCAGAGUCUUCCAUUUCAAGGUUUUGCUCUAAACUGGAAACAGGGGAACUGUGGGGCGUUGUGACUCAAACGGACCGUUGGCAUUUCUCUGAAUUUUUCGGUAAAAUGGUUAAAGAAGUAACACAGGAGAAAGACACAGAGAAAGUGAAUGUAAACGAGGGGUUUCUGUUCCACCCUAAGCAGUUCCUCCAGGUGAAAAACUCAGAAUAUCGAGAGGGUCGUGAAUACUCACUUCUCCGCCACAUUCAAAACGGGUCUUAUGGAGACGUCUUCAGCAUCCGCGACAAACAAACAGGAUUUACAUGUGCCGCCAAGAGGAUUCCCCUUUGUAGUUUUAGGUGGGAGGAAGUAGAAACAUGGAGCAGGAUGGAGUCUCCUCGUGUCCUCCAGCUGUAUGGAGCCGUUAGAGAAGGACCCAAUGUGAUUCUCUUCAUGGACCUGAAAAGAGGUUCUUUAGCUCAGCUGCUGAGAGUGAGGGGUCGUCUCUCUGAAGAUCUGGCUCUGUAUUAUCAUGCUCAGGUUCUGCAGGCUCUCGAACACCUGCACAACAGACGUGUCGUACACCUUGAUGUGAAAGUUGACAACGUGUUGCUGUCCGAGGAUGGCAGACGGUGUUUUCUGUGUGAUUUCGGGCUCUCUGAGACACUCAAUCAGGGCGGAUACAGCAUUAAAACCUUCAGAGUGUGUGUGGUGUGUGCAGGAAACAUCCUGCGUGGCACGGAGUCUCAUAUGCCUCCAGAGGUGGCGCGGGGCGACCCUCGCUCUGCUAAAGCUGACGUCUGGAGCAGCUGCUGUAUGUUACUGCACAUGCUCAGUGGACAUCAGCCCUGGACACGAUUCUAUCCGCAUCCACUCUAUCUGAAGAUCGUCAGUGAGCCGCCUCCUUUAUGUGAGAUCCCACCUGACUGUGACCCCCUGACCUGUGAUGUCAUCAGAGGGGGACUGGCUAAGGAGCCGGGAGAGAGACACUCAGCAUCCCAACUGCUGCACAAAACUGUUAAAGCACUCAGAACAGUAUGUGGGAUCUCUGGGCCUGGAGGAGCAUCCGAACAACAUUCAGCCCCUCCAUUCGAAGAGUCUUCUGUCCCAUCCAUCCCGAAAACUCCUGAAUCUACCAUGACAACAAGGCCUCCUAGCUUCCCAGAAGACCUCUCCGCACCCACAAUCCACUGGGUGAGCACAUGGAGACAGACGGCACCAAACGAGGAUGAUUCUGACUCGGAGGAAAGCCAGUGGGAUGAGGAUGCAGAAAUGAACAAGCUAACAAGAGACAAGACGAGCAGCUGGAUGGACAGAUACUGGGGGGAGGAGGAAAAGAAUGAGGAACAAAACUAUUCAGACGAUGACAGAGAACUUGAGUCUGAUGAAGAGAUUUGUGAUAAAGAUGCAUCACAGAUCCACGAAAAUCUGACAGAGAAUCAAACAGAUCCUGAAGAAAGCAAAACUGAUCAUUUCAUGGAAAAGAGAGAUGUAAUUGGAGGAUGUGGUGAAUAUGAUAGAAGUCUUUUAGAGGAAUCAGAGAGCUGGGAUGGAGAGAUCCGAAGCUUUGUGGAUGAUGAAGAGGUGGAGAGUGAUUUGGAGAGUCUUCGAGAGCUGGGAAGCGAUUGCGCACAAGAGUGGGAACCGUUUCUACAGCUCCAGACACUUUAUCGCCCGAGAGAAGCUCAACAGCUUAGCGAAGACAGCUACUCUGAGUCUGAAGAAGAGUCGGUCAUGCUGAGGAAGAGUGAACAAAAAAGCCCAAGUUCACCUGAUUCUCAUGGACUGCAACCUCUCACCUGCACCAGCCGCUGUGACUCUGAGCAAGAUCUUAGUGAGGAGGACUCUGAUGAUUGUAGCUCAGGGGUUUUCUCCUCCUGCAGCACUGCAGAUGAUCAAAGCUUCAAUGUUGAUUGGUCUGUGUCGACUGAUCAGACGCCUUCUUGCUACUUUGAAGGUCUUGGCGUGGAUAUAUGGGUGGAAGACGUAAGUGGAGAAAGUUUAAAGAUCAGAGAGAGGCCACAAGUGAAAAUCGGACACAUUGCUGUGGGAAUCAGUGAACAGAUAUCUUUGAGGACCUUCAGUUUGGCCACCCUGGAUGGGCGGCUGGUGUCUCAGGACACAGAAGUGUGUGUAUCGGGCAUGUGGCUGCAGUGUGUCCCUGCUCCUGAUGGCAGUCCCAGCUGGGAUUGGAGGGUCAGAGAUGGAAAACUAGAGAUGCAAGAAUAUGAUGAACAUUCAGACACCUGUUCAACAUUGCCACUCUAGCAAAAGUGACCACUACAAACAAACAGAACUGGAGUUGUUUACAUCUCAUUCUUUUCAUUUGUAGCAUUAUGAUGCCGACUUUAUUUGUCACUCAUGCAUUUGUGUAUUAACUUGUGUUGGAUUGAAUCCAAUCCUAGUGUGUCAAAUGAUACAAUUAUUUUGGCGCAACUGUACAGGUACAAUGUAAAUUUGUUGUAUUUAUAGUUGUUGUUAUGAAGAAAACACGGUUUGACUCUGUUAUAGACAAUAUUAAAAUAUACACAAACACA